CUUAUAACGACUAAAUAAUAUUUACUUUGUUUUUAUUUCAAUUGUGCAUAUAUGAAAAUGAGAGACAGUUUCAAAGUGUUGUAGGUUCCAAUCUUAGCUAGCCAUUAGUCGAUCAAGUGUGACAUCGCAAAGGACGGUGUUCUCUGCCAGCAGCUGGUUCUGUAUAAAUGGCCGAGAAUUGUAUAUAAAAUAUAGUAAAUGACAGUGAAAAUAGUUUUAAGUUUCCACGAUGGAGGAAGAAGAUGAUGAAAUUGUUAAAGAGAUGCCGGUAUAUCUCUCCAAAGAAUUAGCAAAUCAGUUGUACAUAUUUCAAUAUCCAGUCAAACCCCCGUCAUGUACUUUCGAAAAAGCUCGUGUAAUGAACAGUCGUAUAAAGCCCAACCACCAGGAAGUGAGAAUAGAAUUUGCUCUGGACACCUCAAGUGAGAAUUAUGAUUAUUCCAAAGGAGAGCAAAUUGCAAUUAAUACUGAUGGAGCGACGCCUAACUCAAGUAGGGAUAACUCUUCGUCCUCUGCAUUUUUCAAAAGUGGGGUGAUGGACAAGCAAUGUUACUCGAGCUCAGGAACUGUUGGCAAGCAAGAAAUCCAGAAAUAUGCUUUAGCAUCUAUUCGAGAUGGUGAACUGCAGUGUACUCCUUUAGCAGGAAUAGUCCAAUUGCAUCCUAGUUUUUCAUAUUUUGACAAAUUUGAUAAACGAACAAAGGCUGAGGAAAAAGCAGAAAAAGAAGCAGAUUUAGAUGAAGAAGAAAUACAGCAGGUCACUGUAAAAUUUGCUCGUGUGGAAAGUGAUAAAGUAAAAAAAGCUCGUGAAAAGUCUUAUGGAUAUCUUUCUAAAAAGAGUGAAGAGGAACCAUGGUGUGAAACUGUAUAUUAUCAAAAUGAUACAAAUGAAGCUGAGUUGGAAAAAUUGCGACUGGUUUGUCAAAAUACCAAUGAUGUGGGCCAUGCACUGUCAUUUACAGGAGAUGAAUACUUAAAGUCGUUAAUGCCUUUGGAAGUUGAGGAUGGUGGAACAUUACCUUCGUUGCCUUCCCAUGUUUUGUCUCUAAAUGCUCUCAAAACAUUACCACUAUUAGAUCAAAUCAAACUUCUACUAAAAGAUGCUAAACUGAUAACAUUUCAACAUUUAUCACUAAUUCUUGCUCAAGAGUCUUUAACAACUGAUAAAUUACUUAAAACCUUGCCACAAGCUGGUAUGCUUAUUCGUGGUUGUUGGACUGCACGUUCUGAAGUACUGUAUCCUCCUGAUACUCGAUCUGGUAGCAGUGGGGUUCCUGCUGAAUUAAUGUGUCGAGGACGGGAUUACGUGAUAUAUUUAUUUACUGAAAAUCAAUAUGUAGAUAGACGAAGAGUAUCUGCUGAAGUAAAACUUCCACCAGAUGAAAUAAAGGAAAUUCUUUCAUCUGUGGCUAGAUUGCGAUAUGGCAAAGGGUGGGAAUUAUUGAUUCCUCCAGAUUUAACUUUUGAACAAAAGCACCAAGAUAUAGUGCAGAGACAAGCAUUAAUGUGGCAAGCCAAGCAAAGACUGUUUUCUGAAAUGCUCAAAGAACCUGUUAAUGCGUCAGGUAUUAAAAGACAAAGAAAACGAUCUCAGAGAGAGUCAGUAAGCCUGGAUGAUGCAUCAUCUCCAGUCAAAGGACAAAACCAUAUCAAUGGUCUUGAAGAAACAAUGAAAUGCAAUGGUGUAAACGUUAAAAGUAGUAUAAUCGAGGGUGAAUCUGAUAGCUGAAGAAAAGCGAGAUU
Ctenocephalides felis (cat flea) is the source of this 1743-nucleotide messenger RNA. Its product is annotated as DNA-directed RNA polymerase III subunit RPC5-like. Bases 230 to 1729 code for a protein of 499 amino acids. The record is from RefSeq and is a predicted model, not a curated record. Gene Ontology annotation, biological process: DNA-templated transcription. The transcript is spliced from 8 exons. Lineage: Eukaryota; Metazoa; Arthropoda; Insecta; Siphonaptera; Pulicidae. Gene Ontology annotation, cellular component: nucleus; RNA polymerase III complex.